AUGGCUGCAGCUGAGCAGAGUUGGUGGACUGACGAAGUAGCCCAAACGUUAAUUAACAUAUGGGGAACGACAUCCAUACAAGAUGGUUUUGAUGGAACCCGACAAGGACCAGUAUCACAGACUAAAAAGCCUCCUGAAGCAGAUUUUGCUGCUUUUAAGCAGGAAAAAUUGAAGGAUUUUGCGCCAUUGCACCAAGAAGGUGGAGGUAGGGGUGCUUCAUCUUCACAAACUGGACAAGAAGGAACUUUGGUAUUUGGUGACCAACAAACAAAUUCGAAUGAUGAUAGAAAGGGUAGCGAGAAAGGUGAUAUGCCCAGAAAAUCUGCUGGAAGUACUCAGAAAAAAGGAAUGCAUGUACCAAAUGCUCUAAGGGACUUGAAGGAAGGAGAAAUGAUGACAAUACAUUUCCAUUCAAUUCUUGCACCUGAAUUCCAAUUCAAUGGCGAAACUGAUACAGUUUACAUUCGUUUUGGUUCGAAAGACUUAGGAAACUUUCAAUACAAUGCCGUUAAAAUGGUUCCAGUAAAAUUUCAAAGUAACUAUGUUUUCAUGACUGGAACUCUCACUGUAAAACCUUAUUACCUAAAGCCACACUCAAAUUCCAAUGUCAAGUCUCAAUGUAUAGCAUACAAGUAUGUUGUUCAUGCCAGAAGAAAGCAAGGACAAGACUGCUACACUUAUGAAUUCCUCUACAACCAAAUGGGCAGAGCUAUUGUUGACAGAGCAUUAAUGACAAACAGGAUGCAACCUAAGGCAAAUGGAGUUUGGCAUCAAUAUGAUGGCACAGUGCAGCAUCCAGAACCUACUUAUAUGAUGAGAAAAAACCAAAGUGCAGAUGCAAAAUCGUAUAGUAAACGAUUCAAUGGAUGGCUCACUGGGUUUAUUGGCAGCUCAUCAAUAAGCAAUAGAGAUGAGCGACUAGCAGCAGAUUGUAAAUUUGCUCUGUUGUCAUACCUUCCUGCUUGGGAAGGCUUCUUGUGUGAAAACUCCAAACCCAUGGAACCUUGCCUAGCCAUUGAGCAAUUUCUUCAAGUUUCCAAAGACAGAGAAGGAAUAUGGACAAAGCAGGAAUAUUAUGAACCAAAGCUCUGGAGAGUAAGUGGAUAUUCAGCAAAUGAGGUUCUUCUGCAGUAUCUUGAAGGGAAAAUAUUUCAACUAGAGAAUAGUGAUAUUUGUAAAGAUGUUGAUGCAAGCAUUAAAAAGAUGAUAUCAGCAUUAGCUAUGAUGCAUGUUAUUAAAAAAUGUAACAUCACUAUCGACAGAAGAAUUACGCAUACUUUGUUAUGUGCAUUGGCUCUUCCUUUGAGUCUCUGCAAAGAUGAGUACACAUGUAUUGUUGAAAGUAUCCAGGAAGCAUUUGGACCAAUACUUGAUGAUCUGAUUGUUUCACUUCUGCAAUGUUGCAAUGGAGCAAUGGCUCCACAGACUGAGAAAGACGUUGAUGUCUCAUGGUUGUUGGUGGUACCUCUUCUGCAUUUUCUGCGUGGUGAUUCUAAGCCAAUGGAAUGGCCUUCCAAUCUGGACAGAUAUAAUUACAAUAAUAUUGUAUGGUGGGGUCAUGAACACCUAGCUGUAGUUGAAAGUAGAAAAUAUUUCAGACAUUCUUG
This is a messenger RNA of Anneissia japonica, 1607 nucleotides long. Its product is annotated as E3 ubiquitin-protein ligase rnf213-alpha-like. NCBI's taxonomy places the organism in Eukaryota, Metazoa, Echinodermata, Crinoidea, Comatulida, Comatulidae. The annotation marks the transcript as partial. The record is from RefSeq and is a predicted model, not a curated record. The transcript is spliced from 8 exons. Gene Ontology annotation, molecular function: ATP hydrolysis activity; ubiquitin-protein transferase activity.